Peronospora belbahrii is the source of this 537-nucleotide messenger RNA. NCBI's taxonomy places the organism in Eukaryota, Oomycota, Peronosporomycetes, Peronosporales, Peronosporaceae. The record is from the annotation of a GenBank genome assembly.
AUGCCUGGACGUCCACGAGUCGUACGUGCAACUGAUACAGUUGCCGAGCCUGUAACACGCGUCAUACGCCGUGAAGCCGUUAGUUACGUGCGUAAAUUAGAGAUUAUAGCUCAUUAUGAAACACACAAGAAUCUAGACGAGACCAUGGCGUUCUUUUAUCCAGAUAUUCCCGUAUCUCAAGCUCGCGUUAAGAAGCAAUUGAUCAUGCGCUGGCGGCGUGAGCGAAGUAAAAUUGCAGCAAUUUGUGCGUCUGGUGGCGGUAUUAAGACGAAUGACCGGAGGUUUGGUAUGGGUGCAACGUUAUCGACCGAGGCCGAGCAACGUAUCGUUGACUGGAUGCAGGAAAAACACGCUGCUGGUCACGUUGUGUCAGCUAAGGAGCUUACAGAGCGAGCAAUACAAGAAGCAGAAGAGGAUCAUUUGCAUCCAGAAUGCUUUAAAGCUUCGUGGACGUGGAGACAAUUGUUUUUACGACGACAUGGCUUUAUACAGAGAGCACAAUGGAGACAAAAGUAUGCAGGAGAUAUUAGUAGCUAA